AUGAGAAAUCCAAGGUCCCUCCUGCUCACCCCUCUCCUGCUGGUGUCCGCAAACGCAACGCCGACGGCCGACCUGGUCAAUCUGCAAACAUCCAUCUCAAGCGCCACAAACCAGCUGAAUGUCUCCCGUAAUGAUUCCGCCGCCUCGAAUGCUGCCGAAAUGAUCCAGGCUGUCGGAUAUCAAAUCGGUGCGAGCAUGGCGAAUCUGGGUUGCACUCUCGAGGUACACCACAUCAACCAGAACCCAUGUCCAUCACUCAGAAACUGACAGACUUGACCUGUGAUAGUCCGCCACGCCAUCCACGAGCUUCAACAACUCCCACAGCCAAGUAAGCCAACGAUCUGUCGAGCAAUCCUACAUCGACGUAAGCAGCCCCCCCCCCAUUUCUUUCCCUCCCAAACUCAACUGACAACAUAUCACAGUACAUCCUCUCCCUCAAAUCCCUCACCACAGCCCUCAUCUCCCGUGGCAAACUCCCGCACACCGACCCGGACCUCCCCGUCUCCCUCCAGCUCCAAUCCCUCUCCAGAGCGGUCUACUAUUUCGGGAAAUGUCUGCGAAACGGAGAUUACAUUUCCCAGGACGCGGCGAUUGAGACCUGGUACGCGGGAGGCUAUCUCAUCGAUGCGGAGAGCGCUUGGGAUUCUGGUGUGGAGAAUGGGCAGAGAAAGGCGAAGAGAGAUCGCAAGAAGAGUGUGGGUGUGGAGAAGGUGAGGAGGGAUGGUAUGCCUGAGAAGAGGCGGGAGGGGCUGGAUUGUUGUGCGGAGUACUGUAUUUUCCAGUGUCGGAAGGCUCAGUGAGGGAGCUUGGGGAACAUCAUCGAGCUGGGUCAAUAUUGUGGAAGAGGAGGGAGACUGGCUCGCCUACAGACUCGCACCUCUAG
Molecule: messenger RNA, 883 nt
Organism: Lecanosticta acicola
Lineage: Eukaryota; Fungi; Ascomycota; Dothideomycetes; Mycosphaerellales; Mycosphaerellaceae
Source: the annotation of a GenBank genome assembly